Molecule: messenger RNA, 2467 nt
Organism: Arvicanthis niloticus (Nile rat)
Lineage: Eukaryota; Metazoa; Chordata; Mammalia; Rodentia; Muridae
Gene: Dipk2b
Product: divergent protein kinase domain 2B
Source: RefSeq, a predicted model, not a curated record
AGAAACCUCAAAAGCCUGGACAGGGUCAGCAUCCUGAAGCCAGCUGCUUUUGGCAGCUUCCUUUCUGGUCAGGCCUAACCUCUGUACAGCUCUGAGUGCACCGCUGACAACCACGGCUGCAGCACAGAGCACGGGAUGGAGCCCCGACGGCCAGGGGCUGCAGCAACCGCUUUCCACCAAUGCUGGCCAGCCCAGCUGCUGCUGCUGUGGCUCUCAACCCUGAGCUGUUCUUUCUCCUUGCCAGCUUCUCUCCCUCCUUCUCUGGUACCCCGAGUCAGAAGCAGCUACACUCUGGGAAAGACAUUCCUCGGUCUUGAUAAAUGCAAUGCCUGCAUCGGGACAUCCAUUUGUAAGAAGUUCUUUAAAGAAGAAAUAAGGUUUGACAGCUCACUGGCUUCCCACCUAGGACUACCUCUUCAGGACUUGCCUUCUUAUGCUGCAAAUUACUCAGAUGACUCUAAAACCUGGCGCCCUGUGGAGAUUUCUCGACUGGUCAGCAAGUACGAAAGUGAGAUAUCUGACAGGAGGAUCUGUGCCUCUGCAUCAGCACCAAAGACCUGCAGCAUUGAGCGCAUCCUUCGGAAAACAGGGAGGUUCCAGAAAUGGCUGCAGGCCAAGCGCCUUACACCUGACUUGGUGCAGGGCCUACCCAGUCCCUUCCUGCGCUGCCCUUCGCAAAGACUCUUGGACCGUGUGGUUCGACGCUAUGCUGAAGUAGUCGAUGCUGGCAGCAUCUUCAUGGACCACUUCACUGACCGUGACAAGCUGCGUCUCCUCUACACAUUGGCUGUCAAUACACACCCCAUCAUCCUGCAGAUCUUUCCCGGAGCAGAGGGCUGGCCGAUGCCCAAGUACCUGGGCUCCUGUGGUAGAUUCCUGGUUAGUACCAGCACCAGACCGCUGCAAGAAUUUUAUGAUGCCCCUCCAGAGCAAGCUGCUGACCUUGCCUACCAACUCCUUGGGGUCUUGGAGUCCCUGAGGAGCAAUGAUUUGAACUAUUUCUUCUACUUCACCCAUGUUGAUGCAGGCAUGUUUGGCAUCUUUGACAAUGGGCAUCUGUUCAUCCGGGAUGCCAGUGCACUAGGCAUCAUCGACAAGCAGGAAGGCAGCCAAGCAACUGCCAGGACUGGAGAAAAUGAAGACAUUUUUAGCUGCCUGGUUUCUGGCUGCCAGGUCCAGCUGUCCUCCUGUGACACUGUCCCUGAGAAGCAAAGCCUUGUGCUGGUGUGUCAGCAGUUGCUGCCUCAACUUCUCCAGGGAAAGUUUCCCUCCCCUGUGCAAAAGGAGAUAGACUCCACCCUCAGCCUGUGUAGCAAGGAUGCCAGCACAGACCUAGAAGUUUUGGGGGCCACCAGUCAGCUGAAGGACAUCUUGAGAUCUCUGAGAACCUGUGAUCCUAGAUUUGCCUACCGCUACCCAGACUGCAAGUAUAAUGACAGAUUCUGAGUGGCUGAAGGGACAAUCUACAAGCGCUUCCAUGGCCCUGAUGAAUGACUGCCAAAUUGUAAGAAGCAAUUGCAUUUUGAAUAUUUAAGUACAUUGAUUUCCUAAGAAACACAGAAAACUAGAGGGAGAAACUCUUGACACUGUUUGAUUGAUGUCACUGGCUAGGACACCAUGGCGGAGUCAGGAGGUGGGCACAGGUGUGAACCCUCAAUAUCUUUGAACCUCCAUUUUCUAUAUGUUUUACCAGAUUUUCACAAGUUUAAAGAAAACAGAGGUGUAAGGGCCCAGGAACACAGUUGUGACCCACAAAGCAUGUUCCAGAAGCACACACAGAUAGGGUAAGUGAGAAAGUCCCAUGUGUUGGGAGGCUGGUGUAGGUAGAAGGCAAAGGGAAGGCAGGGCUUUGGGCCAUUGGGACUCAAGUCCCCCAUUCCUACUCUUCUGCAUCUGUGAGGAGAAGAAAUUAUAAGCCAAAAAGAUGUCCUCACCCACCAGCUCCUGAACUCUCUGGGCAGCUGGGACUCCUUAUGCAUGUGCAGAAGUCACCUCAGGGUGUGGAAAAGAGCCAAGGGUAAGAAGAGAAGGGGGACAACUGGGGCCAUUAUACUUACUUAGGUCCUCUAAAAGCAAGGGUCAAAACCCAAUUACCUGAGAUUUCUUAGAGGAUAUGUAUACAGGGAAGGCAGAUGGAGGGAAACAGGCAAAGACUGAAAGGCCAACUCAUGCUACAGUCUGACCAUCAGCAAAAGGUAGGCAAUGCAGGAAAGACUGUCUGGGCAUCUACAAAACCAAGACUGAGUCAUACACCAAAGGAGCCCCAUAUCCCCCAUGAAUAGAUCCAAUUUAGUAUCCAGCUGUGCUCAGGGCUAGCCAGAAUAGGCUGUGGCAAGUGUGACUGCAGCUAAGUUGCAAAAACAUAUUUCAGAGCACAGCAGCCUGUGGGGCAUUGAACAGGUUCCAUUGCUCACUGUAGCUGCAGCCUGGGACCAGGGCCUGCUCUCUUUGCACCACUCGAGGAGAC